UCUCUGCCGAUGGUCCCCCCGGCUCCACCCCAUCAUGUGGCCGCCCCGGCUCCGCCUCCGCCCCAGUUCCUGUUUCGGCCUUGGCUGUCCUGCUUCAGCCCCUAGGGCUCCCCUCAGACGCCUGCUCUUCCUGCUCCGCCCGGGCCACGUCUUCCCGGGUGCUCGCCGCUCGCAUCCUCGCUCGCCCCGCCGGGGGAUGGGCCCUUCCCCUGGCCUGGGUCGACCCUGCUGGGGUCCCCGAGGCGACUCGGCCCCACCUUGACCGACCAGCCCGCCCGGUGCUGUGGCCCCCAGAAUGAAGGGCGGCGAGGGGGACGCGGGCGAACAGGCCCCGUUGAACCCGGAGGCCGAGAGCCCCGCAGGCUCGGCCACGUACCGAGAGUUCGUGCACCGCGGCUACUUGGACCUCAUGGGGGCCAGUCAGCACUCGCUGCGGGCGCUCAGCUGGCGCCGCCUCUACCUCAGCCGGGCCAAGCUCAAAGCCUCCAGCCGCACGUCUGCCCUUCUCUCGGGCUUCGCCAUGGUGGCCAUGGUAGAGGUACAGCUGGAGAGCAAACACGAAUACCCGCCGGGCCUGCUGGUGGCCUUUAGUGCCUGCACCACGGUGCUGGUGGCUGUGCACCUCUUUGCACUCAUGGUCUCCACGUGUCUGCUGCCUCACAUUGAAGCCGUUAGCAACAUCCACAACCUCAACUCUGUCCACCAGUCUCCACACCAGCGACUCCACCGCUAUGUGGAGCUGGCCUGGGGCUUCUCCACUGCCUUGGGCACCUUCCUCUUCCUUGCUGAAGUUGUCCUGGUUGGCUGGGUCAAGUUUGUGCCCAUCGGGGCCCCCUCGGGCACAUCAGCCCCCAUAGUACCUGCCUCCCAGGUGCCUGGGACUCUGCCACCAGUGGCCACCGCCCUUAGUCCAGCUUCCAAGCCAUCCUCUGCAUCUGUAGCCCCGUCACAGGCUGAGCCACCUGAGGCCUGCCCACCUCGGCAAGUGUGUGGCGGUGGUGGUGGGGGGGGCCAUGGACCAGGCUGGCAAGCAGCCAUGGCCUCCACGGCAAUCAUGGUACCUGUAGGGCUUGUGUUUGUGGUCUUUGCCCUGCAUUUCUACCGCUCCUUGGUGGCACACAAGACAGACCGCCACAAGCAAGAGCUAGAGGAGCUGAGUCGCCUGCAGGGGGAGCUACAGGCUGUGUAAGGCUGGUGUUAGCCAUGCUGCAAGCACUGCCUCCUUCAGGGGUCUGACUGAGGCCUCAGGUCUACAGACCCCAUUCCCUGCCCCUGCCUGGAGCUACUUCCUGUGGCCACUCAGGUAGAGAAUAGAUUUCUGCCCUCAGGGCCCUUUGGGCUGGGCCUUGGGGUGGCUCCCACAUUCCCAGGGAUUCUCCCUGUCACUCUGUCCCAUGGGUUUUGUAAACUCUACUGUGCACUUGGGCUGGGAGGAGCAAAGGAAGAGGAAGGUCCUUAGUCCAAGGCUGAUGCUGUAGGUAGAGGGGAGGCAGGGAGAUCCUGGUCAGACCUUUGGUGCCGACCCUUAGCCACUUGCCUCUACACAGAAUGUGGAGGUCGGUUGGAGGGUUACACGCCCACCUAGCUGCCCCAGAAGGCAGCCAAUCCUUGCUUCGCUUCUGUAGGAUUUGUUUUAUGGCUGGCAUCUGGGGGGUUGCGGGGUAGAAAAGGUUUUCCCCAUCCUCAGAAUUUUUUUUCCUUAAUUUUUUUUUCCUUUUUGGUCACCCCAGGACAUAUGGAGUUCCCAGGUGAGGGAUCAGAUCCAAGCCUUAGCCGAUACCUAAGCUGCAGCUGCACCAAUGCCAGAUCCUUAACUCACUGUGUGGGGCCGGGAUUUGAACCUACAUCCCAGGGCUCCCAAGAUGCCACUGAUCUCGUUGCACCAGAGCAGGAACUCCCCAUCCUUAGAUUUUGAUGGGUUCCCCACUCUCACUUUGGUUGCUUCAGAGAGGGAUUUGGACGUUUCUACCCCAGGCAUAGGUCCAGCCUUUCCGAGGGGGAACCUCCCUAUUUGGAGGAAGUUCAAGUGCCCGCUCCACUGCUCUAGACCCACACUUAUGCUUUUAUAUCUGGUUCUCACUCUCCUGGCCCAGGGAUGGGUGUUGGUGUGCCCAGCCUGACUCCCUAGCAAGGGUUGGGUGGGCAUGUAAAGGAGACGGUCCAUUCCAGCCCUUGGAAUACAGAACUAUUCUGACACUGAAUUUUUGAUGCACCUGAUUUUGUAUAAUAAAUUGUUUCACACAUGA
Phacochoerus africanus (Common warthog) is the source of this 2246-nucleotide messenger RNA. RefSeq names its product ORAI calcium release-activated calcium modulator 3 (gene ORAI3). Gene Ontology annotation, biological process: store-operated calcium entry. Bases 296 to 1189 code for a protein of 297 amino acids. NCBI's taxonomy places the organism in Eukaryota, Metazoa, Chordata, Mammalia, Artiodactyla, Suidae. Gene Ontology annotation, molecular function: store-operated calcium channel activity. The transcript is spliced from 2 exons. Gene Ontology annotation, cellular component: membrane. The record is from RefSeq and is a predicted model, not a curated record.